AUGUCUGUCAACUCGUUGCUCCGAUUUGGAGCAGUAUGCCCCUUCUUGGGCCAUACUACGCCCCAGACUCUGGGUGCAUUGGCCAAAACACACGGUGUGAACAAUAUGUCAUCGUUGACUACAUCGGCAUUGAGAUGUCCCAUGAUGGGUCCAAAAUUGGCUCAGAUGGCACAGGCUAGAGCUUUCGCGAGCGUCGCUGAGCCCAAGGAGGUCGCAGAGAUCCAUAGGUCCAAAGACAUCAAGUACGAUCCUUCUCAAGCGGAUAAAUGUCCCCAUGCCAAAGCUGCCAAGGAAGCCGCUGAAAAGGCGGAAAGGGAACACAAGCUCAGUACCUCGGACAAGGCUGCGGCGUUUGAUUAUCAAGGAUUUUACCAUACUGAAUUGGACAAGAAACAUCAAGACAAGUCUUACCGUUACUUCAACAACAUCAAUCGACUCGCUGCGAAAUUCCCAGUGGCUCACACGUCCAACACUACCGAUGAAGUGGACGUUUGGUGUUCCAACGAUUAUCUGGGGAUGAGCAGGAACCCCGUCGUCCUUGGCACGAUGAAACGCACUCUUGACCGAUACGGCGCAGGAGCAGGCGGAACGAGGAACAUUGCCGGCAAUGGCGCCUUGCACCUCUCACUGGAGAAUGAGCUCGCAUCGCUGCACCGAAAGGACGCCGCAUUGGUCUUUUCAUCCUGCUAUGUCGCCAAUGACGCGUGUCUCGCGACGAUUGGCUCCAAGCUACCGGGUUGUAUCAUCUUCUCUGAUGCUCUCAACCACGCGUCGAUGAUCCAAGGGAUCCGACAUUCGGGAGCUAAAAAGGUCAUCUUCAAGCACAAUGACAUGGAAGAUCUGGAAGCCAAGCUUGCGCUUGUGCCCAAGGACACUCCCAAGAUUAUCGCUUUUGAAAGUGUGUAUUCGAUGUGUGGAUCCAUCGCACCCAUCGAAAAGAUCUGCGACCUCGCCGACAAGUAUGGUGCCAUCACUUUCCUCGAUGAAGUCCACGCCGUAGGGAUGUACGGUCCUUCCGGUGCUGGAGUUGCCGAGCACUUGGACUUUGAAGCGAACAAUUCUACGCCUGCAGCAGAGACCAUCAAGGGAUCUGUCAUGGAUCGAAUCGAUAUCAUCACGGGUACCCUAGGUAAGGCGUUCGGUGUCGUCGGAGGAUACAUUGCUGGAUCGGCUGGUCUCGUGGAUGUCGUGCGAUCUUAUGCUCCUGGAUUUAUCUUCACCACCUCGCUUCCCCCUGCCGUCGUAGCUGGUGCACAAGCUUCUAUCGCCUACCAAAGGGAAUACAAGGGCGAUCGACGAUUGCAACAGAUCAACACUAGAGAAGUCAAGCGACAGUUGGAAGAACUUGAUAUCCCCGUUGUCCCCAAUCCUUCACACAUCAUCCCGGUUCUCGUCGGAGACGCCGCUCUCGCCAAGGAAGCUUCCGACCUCCUCUUGUCCAAGCAUCACAUCUAUGUCCAGUCCAUCAAUUAUCCUACUGUUCCCGUUGGCGAGGAGCGGCUCCGAAUCACACCCACACCUGGACACACCACUGAACAGAUGGCGCAUCUCGUCCAGUCGAUCAAUAGCGUUUUCAAACAGCUCAACCUGAAGCGAACGUCUGACUGGGAGCAAAUGGGAGGUCGAGCAGGCGUAGGAAUACCCAUGGCUGAAAAGGUGUCGCCUAUCUGGACAGAUGCCCAGUUGGGACUCGACGAUGGAUCGGCUCCCAAGCGACUCGACGCGGGUGUCAAGGGUGUCAUCCGAAAGGAAGCCGUAACCAUUGCUGAACAGAGAUUGACGCAUCUCCUCGGGGCUGCCUCUUCGUCCGCUCAACUCUCGGCAUCCGCCUAA
Messenger RNA from Kockovaella imperatae, 1833 nucleotides. Its product is annotated as pyridoxal phosphate-dependent transferase. NCBI's taxonomy places the organism in Eukaryota, Fungi, Basidiomycota, Tremellomycetes, Tremellales, Cuniculitremaceae. Gene Ontology annotation, biological process: heme biosynthetic process. Gene Ontology annotation, cellular component: mitochondrion. The record is from RefSeq and is a predicted model, not a curated record. The transcript has 4 exons. Gene Ontology annotation, molecular function: 5-aminolevulinate synthase activity; pyridoxal phosphate binding. Bases 1 to 1833 code for a protein of 610 amino acids.